UUUCUGAACAGUUUCCGAAAAAUUUCAUGGGUUUCUGUGUUUGACGGCAACGUCAGCUCCUAACGAUCGAUCAGUUUUAUAUUUUCAGAAGGUUGAAACUGUUAAGCGACUUCGCAUCUUUCCCUGUUCCACUGAUUCAGCUGUGCCAUCUUUUGCAUUUUAACAGUGUUUUUUUCUUACAAUGAAGAGGACUAUGCCAUGGAGUGAUGAUGAUGACGAGUCAUCAUCUUCUCAUUCAGAUUCUGAACGUGACAGUGAAACUGGAGGGCAAAAUUCCAAGGGGAAAUCUAGGAAGCAGAAAAGUGCUGUAAUUGACUUUGAAGCUCUGAAGCGACACGGGUACAAGGGUGGACCUUCAGUCCUAAAGGUACCCACCCCCAAAGAAGGCGACGACUCAAAACAAGAUUGGUCAUGGUCUACUGGUAAAGAAAAGCGUGAAGAUAAGGAAAUUAAAGAAUCAUAUGAAGAGCGAAAGAAAACAAGAGAGGCUAUUUCCCAAGGAGAGCAACUGCCAACUGCUCUGACUAGGAAUGAGAAGAAGAAUCUCUCUUUCUCUCAGAAGGAAAAGAGGAAGAGAGAAUUGGGUCAGGCAAGCAGGGGGAAAAAUUAUGUUGAAGAAGAGAAGAGGUUGUUGAGAGAGAGUGGAAUCUAUUCUGGUUUUGAUGCUUGAUCUGCCAUCUAGAAUCCCCUUCGUCUUGUACAAAGGCACAAAUCUUGUACAAAGGCACAAAUCUUGUACUGAAGAUUUGGAUGUAACUUCACUCGGGUUUGUUGUGUUUAUAACUUGAAAGAUAUGAAUUGGGGAUAUCUACUAUGGUCUCAAGUUAUUUAGGAACCGUUUUAGGUUAUAAACGACCGAGAUUCAUUAAGCCUUCUUUUUGUAACAAAAAAAAAAGUUUAGAGGAAUUUCUUCUAGUAUUUAAUUUAUUUCGUUGAGACAAUUUUGGAACCGAGCAAUUUUUUCAACUUACUUUAACAUAUUACAAACUAUGAAGAUAUAAUAU
Molecule: messenger RNA, 1004 nt
Organism: Abrus precatorius (Indian licorice)
Lineage: Eukaryota; Viridiplantae; Streptophyta; Magnoliopsida; Fabales; Fabaceae
Exons: 2
Coding region: 182-670 (162 amino acids)
Source: RefSeq, a predicted model, not a curated record